UGAAACCCGGUGACUUCUCGUGGAAUCUCGCGAUGGCUGACUCAGACGAGAACACAGCACGGAAAUCAUGUCGGGUCUUGUCAACAACACAAGCAAGUCAUGAACAUAUAUUGUUAACAGACAUGCCAUAAAGUCCCACUAAAUAGUCACCCAGCCAUCAGUGCUCACAUCCCGCUGUCCCCAUGACAACCCCUCCUCUGGCCCAGUUCCCUGGGCAACAGGCUCAGGCAGCUCGGGAUGUGAACACAGCCUCGCUCUGUCGGAUCGGACAGGAGACGGUGCAGGACAUUGUCUUACGAACCAUGGAGAUCUUUCAGCUGCUGAGAAACAUGCAGCUGCCGAAUGGAGUCACCUAUCAUCCUAACACUCAUCAGGACCGGUUGGGGAAACUGCAGGAGCACUUGCGGAUGCUCUCUGUCCUUUUCCGCAAGCUCCGUCUCGUCUAUGACAAAUGCAAUGAAAAUUGUGCUGGUCUGGACCCCGUCCCCCCUGAGGUGAGAUUGCAACUUAUCCCUUAUGUAGAGGAUGAGAGUUCUAAGAUGGAUGACCGAAUGGCCAGUCAAAUGCGUGCAACCAGUGAAGAGAGAAGAGAAGUACUGGAAGUAAAUAAGAAACUCAAACAGAAGAACCAGCAGCUGAAGAUGAUUAUGGACCAGCUCAGGAACCUCAUCUGGGAGAUCAACUCCAUGCUGGCUGUCAGGAGCUGAAACACACACACAUACUCACACACAUAUGCGUGUGCAGUCAUACACUGUUGUAGAUCCACCGACUGUAUUAGCUGCAUUCAUGUUUUCAGCGGGACACGUAAGAUAGAUGCAGGAAAGAGCAGCGAGGAACAAAAUUGAGAGAAGGUAGGAAGCGUGUUCAUUUAUCUAUUAAGUAUAAACGUAUAUACCAAUGCUUGUCUCAAUUGCUAUUUAAAAAGAAAAAAAAGAACAAAUGGUCUGACUUUAAUUUUAGAUAUAAAAGCAUUCAAUUCAAAAAGGAAAAAAAAUACACAGCUGUCUACAGUAGCUGCACAAUCAAUAGUGCUACAUUCCAGCAUGUAUGGUUCAAUGUACCCUACUUUAUUUGUAAUCCCUUAUCAGUAACCUCUCAUCGAAAAAAAUAAAAUAAAAAUAAACCAUGCAAGUCAUGUCUUUAUAGCAUCAAAUAUGACUUUAUUCAUUUUCUUAUAAAUCAUUCAUACAAAUUGGCAUUUUGCAAUUUCUUUAUUACCGCUAUAAAAAGUCUUCUGUUAAUUACUUGGAUGAAGGGUCAGGACAGGAGGGAGCAAAACCAACAGCUCUGAACAAAAAUAACCCAAAACAAAUGGGUAUUUACUCAUAAAUAGCCUAAAGUGGUCAUGCAAGUCUGGUUAACAGCCUAACGUGAGAAAUACAGUCGAGUGUUUAACAGAUGCUGGGAAACUUUAGUGUCUGCCGAUGACGUUUGCCGCUUCUGUCCUAUGUGACUGUGGGGAUCACAAACUCGGUUGAAUCAAAAGGCACAAUCAGGGAGAGAUCAGUGAUGUUUUUGAGCAUGACUCCAUAUUGCUUAUUGCUAAUCACAGAACAUAAUGGAAGAUAAAUAAGAUGCUAAUUUGACCAGUUAGCCUUGAGACAGGAUGAUCUCGGCAGAAUGAAAAAGUACAAAACAAUGAAAGAAUCAGUUUGCCAAUGACAACAUAUGACAAUUGCAUGAGUUUAAAUUUGCCAAGAUUCUUUGGUGAUCUUGCAAGUGUGUAGUGGUAGCAGCAGCAUUCAACAGGCCAAAUUUCAAAUGAAUGGCUUUGUCACGUUAAGCUGGAUAAUUAAAAUAACACUGGCGCCGAUGCAAACCCCUAUCAGUGUGUCGUCUGCGCUGACAAGGGCCUUGGGCAGAUCUGGAUGAUACUGGGCAGAUCAUAAGCCCUGGUGACAGUGUUGGCAAGGGCAUCGUGACGGGAUGGGAUGCACAUAUUAAUCAAAACAGACAUCUGAUGCACACAUCUAACCUCUAAAAUCAUCUUGGAUGAAUCAUCCUAUAUAUAACGGUGUAGAUCCAGCUGUAUGAACAAGGAUCAUAUACAUUGUAUUUGAAGUGUAUAUAAUCGGCCAAUGAAAUUGUGCAAGGCCAGACGUUAACUGUGUGAUAUGACAACCACAGGUAAAAAUGCUAGGCAUACAUUUUUAAAUUGGAUGAUUUACUGAACUUAAAACUUAGCCAGAUGUGUGCCGUUUGUUUAAAAAA
Carassius auratus (goldfish) is the source of this 2211-nucleotide messenger RNA. Its product is annotated as mediator of RNA polymerase II transcription subunit 30-like. Gene Ontology annotation, cellular component: mediator complex. NCBI's taxonomy places the organism in Eukaryota, Metazoa, Chordata, Actinopteri, Cypriniformes, Cyprinidae. The coding region runs from base 183 to 707 and encodes 174 amino acids. Gene Ontology annotation, biological process: positive regulation of DNA-templated transcription. The transcript has 5 exons. The record is from RefSeq and is a predicted model, not a curated record. Gene Ontology annotation, molecular function: transcription coregulator activity.